This is a messenger RNA of Pyricularia pennisetigena, 3015 nucleotides long. RefSeq lists its product as uncharacterized. The record is from RefSeq and is a predicted model, not a curated record. The transcript is spliced from 3 exons. Gene Ontology annotation, molecular function: protein binding; RNA binding. The coding region runs from base 1 to 3015 and encodes 1004 amino acids. Gene Ontology annotation, biological process: positive regulation of rRNA processing; positive regulation of transcription by RNA polymerase I. Gene Ontology annotation, cellular component: nucleolus. Lineage: Eukaryota; Fungi; Ascomycota; Sordariomycetes; Magnaporthales; Pyriculariaceae.
AUGGACUCGUCUGCAGCAGAAGACAUGCCUUCGCCGGCCAUGGCCAAGGGCAAGCGGAAGCGAGACAAGGCGGAGCAGGUUGAGAAGAAGACUUCAAAGCGGCACCGAUCAAAGUCCAAGCUCCGAACCAGCGAUGCUGAAGCUGCGCUUUCGGUCAAAGCUGAGAGCGAUGGCACCGGAAUGGCCCUGGUGAAGACAGAGGUUGAGGAAGAAAACGACAUGGAGGAGUCGGCCCUUGUACCUACGACAACUUUGGCGGCAACAUGGAAGAUAUCGGAGCCUAUGGGCGGUCAUCUGGCUGAUGUAGAGCCCAUUUUCAGCCGGGAUGAGAAAUACAUCAUCCUCGCAUACGAAACCUCGAUCCAGGUCUACUCCACCGAAGAUUCACUCCUCGUCCGGAGGAUACCGAUAGGAAAACCGGUACAAAAGCGCAGCAAAUCUCACUCCAAGUCCAGCAGCGCUCCACGAGUCUUGGCUGCUGUUCCCUCGUCGAUCGAGGCCCAGGUGGUAUGGGUAGCCGACGACUGGCAGGUUAUUUGGAAAGUCAAUUGGGAGACGGGUGAAGCAGCGAUUCACACCAAAUCUGGCUUCAAGGUGUCGGCGAUCCAGGCUAUCAACCCAGCUGGUACCAAAGGCCAGGAACUUCUUCUCACGUCCGAGAACUCUGCCAAGGGAACUUCGCAGCUUGUGGCCUAUGCCACUGCCUCGGGACGAGCUGAUCGUUACGAGUUGAACAGCUGCCCUGGCGACAUUCACAUGCUCAGGUCCACAGCUGACGGAUGCACUGUUGUCGGUGCUAUGGACGCCAGAUUGCUGAUUGCGAAGCUAAGAAUGGACAAGGACUCGACCAAUGCACUUGUUGUGUCAAGCGAAACUUACGUCCUCGAAGCCCCCGAUGAUGUGUAUUCUCUUGACAUAAGACUGGCUGCGAGGAAGACGACUUCCACCCCCAAAAAGUCAAAGUCAAAGCAAAAUUCUGGCAUAGCUGAGGCUGGCUUGGUUUUAGACGUCGUCGUCGGAACUGUGAGAGGUUCGAUAUACGUGUAUAGCGACGUUAUUUCUCCCCUUCAAAAGUCUGGCUCCAUCGAGCGGAUCCAGCCCAGGCAAUAUCAUUGGCACCCCCGGGCAGUACACAGCGUCAAGUGGUCUCUGGAUGGCGAGUACUUUAUUUCUGGAGGCACUGAGAAUACCUUGGUCCUUUGGCAGGUUGACACAGGAAGGAGAGAGUACCUCCCCCAUUUGUCAGCCUGCGUCAACAACAUUGUCGUUUCACCCCUGGGCUCUUCCUACGCCAUCACCCUUGACGACAAUUCUGCCAUGAUUCUCUCCACAUCUGAAAUGACGCCCACGACGUAUAUCUCAGGUCUCCAGUCUCUAGUCUUGAGUGACAAGAAGAAGAGAGGCAAGGCUGUUCGGCGAGUUUGGAAGCCAGUUAAGCAGAUCACCAGACCACUCACUGCCGCCAUAAACCCCAAGGAACCCACACGACUUUACUUGAGCGUCGGCAAUGGUCAAUCGGCUACCAACACUGAUUAUACCCCGUCAGCUUCGUCAGUGCAAGUAUUUGAUUUCUCAACUUUCCAAAGUUUAUCCAAGCAACCUUUGGCUCGCACAAAUCCCACCGAAACCAACGUUACGCCGAAAGGCUAUCCUGUUACCGAGCCUUGGAUUUCGCACAUGUCCUUCUCGCAUCACGGAGACUGGCUGGCAUCCGUCGAUGAAUGGCAGCCACCAGUCCGCGAUUUGGAACCAAUUGCCGAGGAUAGACACGCAGCUGAGUCACUCAGCCAGGAGAGGAAGGAGAUCCACCUCAAGUUCUGGAAGGUCGCUGCGGAAGGCAGUGGUCAGAUGGAGCUGAUAUCACGAAUUGAUGAGGCGCAUUUCACUACAAAACCUGAGUCGAUCCUGAGCUUGGCGGCCAGCCCGAGGACAUCUUUGUUCAGCACAGUGGGCGCAGAUGGCAAAAUCAGGCUGUGGGGGCCAUUUUCGCAGCAAUCUAGCAAAACGCCUGCGAAUGCUCUAGUGACUAAGGGUCAGGGAGCUCAAGCCGCAAUGGAGACGGUGGAGGGCUGGUCUUGUGUCCAGGAGAUCCCCUUGGCCUCCAACACCAGCAUCACAGAGAUCGAUGUCGACUCUGCUGAUGAGCCCCUGAAUGCUAAGCCAUCAGGUGCCUCGACUUUCUCCGAUGAUGGCUCGACAUUGUUUGUUGCAUAUGGUCUUCCUGACGAAGUGGUGCUGUAUAUCAUUGACGCAUCUUCUGGUCGGAUACGCAACAGAGUGAACCAGCUCUUUGAAGGCGAGGUUCGCAGCCUGCAAAUACUCGGGUCGUGUCUGAUCGUGUUAGCCGGCAGCGUUGUUGUCUACGAUGUUGUCGAGGAUACGAUUCGGUAUAACGUCACAUUUAACGACCCCAACCCAAGUCUGAAGCUGCAGAUGACACAGUUGGCAGUUGACAAAAGGUCAAAGACGUUUGCCCUCGCGGUACCCGUGUUCUACAAGUCAGAAAAGCCCAGCUACAAGAAGGGUGUUGUAUCGGAGGUCGCAGUCUUCACGCUUGAGGACGACCGACCAGUUCUUGUGCAGCCCAUAUCAAACCUCGUCAUCUCUCUACUCCCUGUUCCUGGAUCUGCUGGAUUUGUGGCAGUUGAUUCCGCCGCACACGUUCUCGCGAUCAUCCAAGCAACAGCAAUGAACCCUCUCGCGGCGCCGCUAUCAGAUUUGCAGCUGGACAAAGUGCCAGAUAACAAGGACCAAGACGCAAUGGAAGUGGACGAUGAGGACGAAGACAAUAGCAACAGGAUGAUGUUACAACUCAACGGAAACAGCGACCCCAUGGACGAAGACAACGAUGUGGGCGAGAUGGAAGAUAUGGAGACGCACAACGCAAUAUUGGUACCCGAGAAGCUGACGCAGAUCUUCGAAGGCGCCCCUGCAUUUGCGCUCCCGCCGAUCGAGGAUCUUUUCUACCAAGUAUCGGAGCUUAUCUCACCCAGACCGGUUCCUAGUUCUGCUUGA